Messenger RNA from Insectozyma verbasci, 397 nucleotides. Lineage: Eukaryota; Fungi; Ascomycota; Pichiomycetes; Serinales; Debaryomycetaceae. The record is from the annotation of a GenBank genome assembly.
AUGGCAUCAGGUGCACCAGGUACGUAAAAUAGUCGAAUAAUUGUUAAUUUUAGUACUAACUUGAUUUUCAGGAGGUAAUUUUAGAUCAUGGACUCCAACACCCCCUGAAAGAGGAUCAUUUCCCUUGGAUCAUGAUGGAGAAUGUAAACAACAAAUGAUUGAAUAUUUAAAAUGUUUGAAAUUUACCGAGAAUAAAAAUGCUCCAAAUUGUAGAAUAUUAGCUAAAGGAUAUUUGAAAUGUCGAAUGGACAAUCAAUUAAUGGAUCAAUCCGAUUGGGAAAGUUUAGGAUUGGUAAAUUUACCAGGUGAAAAACAAGUCAAACAUGAUGAUAUCUACAAGAAAAGUAAAGAGAUAAAGGAGAGACAAUUAAAGGAGCAACAGGAGCAACAGAAAUGA